AAGCUGCGGAGUUGCCGAGAAAAGCGUCGCCUUACUCCACCUGUAUAAGCAAUCACGCUCGUCAAAUCAGACUCGAGAGAGAGUAGCUUUUGUUUUUCUCGCGAAACAAGCCCACACGUUUGCCUUCAUUGUUGUUGUUGUUGAAGAGCUAUGGCCUGUGCGAGUUUCGCAAAUCUCAACGCGUCGUCUUCGCAGUGGAUCGGACGGCAAUCCUUCACUCAGCGCAACGGAUCGUCCAAAUGCCUCGCUACUCGCCGAGUCUCCCUCCCGAUCCGCGCCAGUGCUUACACCGACGAACUCAUCCAGACGGCUAAAACUAUUGCAUCUCCUGGUCGUGGUAUCCUUGCCAUUGAUGAGUCCAAUGCAACCUGUGGCAAGAGACUAGCAUCCAUAGGCUUGGACAAUACUGAGCCCAACCGUCAAGCUUAUAGACAACUUUUGCUAACCACGCCUGGCCUCGGUGAAUACAUUUCUGGUGCCAUUCUUUUUGAGGAAACACUUUACCAGUCAACAACUGACGGAAAGAAGUUUGUAGACUGUUUGCGUCAUCAGAACAUUGUGCCUGGCAUCAAAGUUGAUAAGGGUUUGGUUCCACUACCUGGGUCAAACAAUGAAUCUUGGUGUCAAGGUUUGGAUGGUCUGGCUUCGAGGUCUGCUGAGUACUACAAACAAGGUGCUCGUUUUGCUAAAUGGCGAACAGUUGUAAGCAUUCCUAGUGGUCCUUCGGCUCUGGCUGUUAAGGAAGCUGCUUGGGGACUUGCACGUUAUGCUGCCAUUUCUCAGGACAAUGGUCUUGUGCCCAUUGUGGAGCCUGAGAUUCUUCUUGAUGGGGAACAUCCAAUUGAGAGGACGCUUGAAGUUGCAGAAAAGGUCUGGGCUGAAGUCUUCUUCUACUUGGCUGAAAACAAUGUGACAUUUGAAGGAAUCCUUCUUAAGCCUAGCAUGGUCACUCCUGGCGCAGAGCACAAGGAGAAGGCUUCUCCAGAAACCAUCGCCAAGUAUACACUCACAAUGCUUAAAAGGAGAGUUCCUCCUGCAGUUCCAGGAAUCAUGUUUUUGUCCGGAGGCCAGUCUGAAGUGGAGGCUACACUCAACCUGAAUGCAAUGAACCAAAGCCCUAACCCAUGGCAUGUUUCCUUCUCAUAUGCCCGUGCCCUGCAGAACACUGUGCUCAAGACAUGGCAAGGACAACCUGAGAAUGUGGAAGCCGCACAAAAGGCAUUGUUGGUUCGAGCAAAGGCAAACUCACUGGCUCAGCUGGGGAAAUACUCUGCAGAAGGUGAAAGUGAGGAAGCCAAGAAAGGAAUGUUUGUCAAGGGUUAUACCUACUAAGCACAAUCCUGACACUAUUCGUGUGCUGUAGGGUAGUCGAACAAUUUGUACUUCUGUAUUGCAAGUUUUCUUGUUAGUUAUUUAUGCAGUGAAAAACUAAAAUAUGUUAGAUUGUUAGAUAAACUUUCCCCAUCUCAUUUUGUUAUUUUCUUAAUAGAGCGCUUGAAUAAGACCAGGGAGAAAGAAAAUGUUUUGAACUGUAAGUUGAAGGUGAGAGUAUUGGAAAGCAAAAAUAUAUCAAUGGAUCUUGAAAUCCUUCUUGUUCUUC
Messenger RNA from Ziziphus jujuba (common jujube), 1600 nucleotides. Its product is annotated as fructose-bisphosphate aldolase 3, chloroplastic. Gene Ontology annotation, molecular function: fructose-bisphosphate aldolase activity. The coding region runs from base 151 to 1332 and encodes 393 amino acids. The record is from RefSeq and is a predicted model, not a curated record. NCBI's taxonomy places the organism in Eukaryota, Viridiplantae, Streptophyta, Magnoliopsida, Rosales, Rhamnaceae. Gene Ontology annotation, cellular component: cytosol. The transcript has 6 exons. Gene Ontology annotation, biological process: glycolytic process; fructose 1,6-bisphosphate metabolic process.